Molecule: messenger RNA, 1221 nt
Organism: Metopolophium dirhodum (rose-grain aphid)
Lineage: Eukaryota; Metazoa; Arthropoda; Insecta; Hemiptera; Aphididae
Exons: 1
Coding region: 1-1221 (406 amino acids)
Molecular function (GO): catalytic activity
Source: RefSeq, a predicted model, not a curated record
AUGUUUCACUUUUAUGAUAUCAUUAUCCUCACAGAAACCUGGCUGACUCCUGACAUAAGUGACAGCGAACUUGGUUUCGCUGGCUUUCAAGUAAUAAGACUUGAUAGAAACCAUAAUAACAGCACUUCUACCCGAGGUGGCGGAGUUCUAAUUGCUAUCAAGGAUACCCGUUCCUUUCAACCUAUUUCACUAACCGUAUCCAAUGUUGAACAAGUAUUUGUAUUAUUGUCCCUAAACUCUGGCCACUUAUUGGUAGGAGGUGUAUACUUACCCCCUCGAUCCCCCCUUUCUGUAGUUGAAUCCCAUACCACUUCUGUUGAACACAUCAUUUCCUCUUAUAAACCAAAUUCCCUAGUCAUAUGUGGUGAUUACAAUCUCCCUAAUAUCAACUGGUCUUCUGAUGAAUUAGGAUUAAUCGGGACUAAUGAUCCCAGUAUAAUUUCCACAACUAUUAUUGAUUCUUUUUCUUACCUUAAUUUUUUCCAGCAUAAUUUCUUUCGCAAUAAUCAUAGCAGUAUCUUAGAUCUUGUCUUUUCCAACUGCAAUAGAAUUACAGUCAAUUUAGCAACGGAAUAUUUGGUUAUUCCUGAUCCUUACCACCCACCUCUUCACGUGGUCCUUCCUUCACAAUCUGACAAAUCAGUAGUUAAUACUCAUACUUAUAAAGAUUUUAAGGCUGCAAACUACCCUGCCAUAACGCAAUUUAUUAACUCCUUUAAUUGGGAGUUAACAUUUUCUCAGUACACAAUCGAAGAUGCAGCCUCUGUUUUUAAUGAAGCCCUACUUCAUGCUAUCGAUCUGUUUGUUCCCACAAAAAUAUUUAAAUUGCCAAAAUUCCCUGCGUGGACAUCUCCCUCCCUCAAAAAUCUUAUUUUGGAGAAAAAGCGAUCUCACGCACUCUAUAAGUGCUCGAGGUCCCCCUAUGACUACUCAGCUUUUUCCGAACUUCGUGCUAAAUGCAAGCGCCAAUCUAAAAUAGACUACCUGUCUUAUAUAAAAAAUACCGAAAACUCGUUAAAUCGCAAUCCCUCACUAUUCUGGAAAUCUAUUAAAAAUCUAAACCAGAAAAACACUAUACCCGCCACACUAUUUUGGAACAAUGAUAAGGUUGAUACUCCUCUUGGUUCGGCUAACCUAUUCUCUAAGUACUUUUAUUCUAUGUAUAACAACUCUAUUUAUCCACCCGUCAAUAUUUCUAAUAUUAAUACUAUUCCAUAUUAA